AUGUUGCGAGUUGCUUUCGUCCUGCUGCUCUUGCUGUGCAGCGCCAAUGCGGGUCGACGAGGAAAGAAGCGUACGCAUCGCGUGGCCGCACCAGCCCCGCAAGCCACCAACUGUCCAGCUGCUGCAAGUUCAGGACAAGCGGCCAGCUCGGGAGAGGCGGCCUCAUCGGCAGGAGGUUCGUCCUUCUCCUACACGAUUGGCCAGCAGACCCUUGAGGCCUACGCUGUAAAUGCGAGCCACGCAGCCGCAAUGGAAAUUCUUUCAACCAGCUAUGAUGAUGAUCUUCUCAUCGUGUCACGGGCUGUGUUGGAGGAAGUGAUCCGAGAGUGGAAGGUGUUGAAGCAGGCAAGACAAGCAUCCCGCUGUUUGCGUGUAACAGUUGCCGCUUCGGGAGCAGGCGCUUAG
Molecule: messenger RNA, 405 nt
Organism: Effrenium voratum
Lineage: Eukaryota; Dinophyceae; Suessiales; Symbiodiniaceae
Source: the annotation of a GenBank genome assembly